UAGAAAAGAAUUUAGGAACUCGUCGUCUCGUAGUCCCACUAGAAUCCACACCAAGUAUUGCUCCAACAGCCGAAUAAUUCACCUUCCUUUUGCCCUCUCCGUCUCCGAAGGAGCGCAAAACGGAAAAAAGAACACCUUAUCGGAUAAGUCAAUUGUCGUUCGUCCCUUCAAUUAGUCAUGCCUUCCCGUCGGAGAACCCUCUUGAAGGUUAUCAUCCUCGGUGACAGCGGGGUGGGAAAGACCUCUUUGAUGAAUCAAUAUGUAAAUAAGAAGUUUAGCAAUCAAUACAAAGCGACAAUUGGAGCUGAUUUCUUGACUAAGGAAGUGCAGUUUGAAGAUAGGCUCUUCACUUUACAGAUCUGGGAUACUGCUGGCCAGGAAAGAUUCCAAAGCCUUGGCGUUGCUUUCUAUCGUGGUGCUGAUUGCUGUGUUCUUGUAUAUGAUGUUAACUCAAUGAAAUCAUUUGACAACCUUAAUAACUGGAGAGAAGAAUUCCUUAUUCAGGCAAGUCCUUUAGACCCAGAGAAUUUCCCAUUUGUUGUUCUUGGAAACAAGAUUGAUGUAGAUGGUGGAAAUAGCAGGGUGGUUUCAGAAAAAAAGGCACGAGCUUGGUGUGCCUCAAAAGGGAAUAUCCCAUACUUCGAGACAUCUGCCAAAGAUGGCAUUAACGUGGAAGAAGCUUUCCAAUGCAUAGCAAGUAAUGCCUUAAAGAGUGGGGAAGAGGAGGAUAUUUACUUGCCAGACACCAUUGAUGUUGGAACAAGAGGUCAGCCUAGGUCAUCCGGAUGUGAGUGCUAAACCUUUGCUCAAUUCUUCAGAAUCAAUAAACUAUCUUUACAAAGUCUUACAAAUGAAUUUGGCCUCAUUUUAGCCAUUGUCGUUGAUAUGUGCGAGAUUAUAAUGUACAUUAGCGUUUGUGGGAAACAAAUUGGUCUAUUGCCAUUGGUGCUGGUUCCCGUGCUUCUGUGUAAAACUGCCUUCUAUUGUUCAUGUUGUGUUCUCUUUCUCCUUAGGCGCUAUUCUAUUUUUGUUCGCUAGUCUUUUUAC
Messenger RNA from Manihot esculenta (cassava), 1047 nucleotides. RefSeq names its product ras-related protein Rab7. Gene Ontology annotation, cellular component: vacuolar membrane. Gene Ontology annotation, molecular function: GTPase activity; GTP binding. The transcript has 7 exons. Lineage: Eukaryota; Viridiplantae; Streptophyta; Magnoliopsida; Malpighiales; Euphorbiaceae. The record is from RefSeq and is a predicted model, not a curated record. The coding region runs from base 178 to 798 and encodes 206 amino acids.